GCUUUGGGGAUGAAGAUCAGCGCCGCGGUUGUCAGUAUCGUUCCGGCCGUUAUCGCUCCGACGUUCACGUUGACGAGCGGUUUGUCGUCGUCAUCUUUGACCCCUCUGAUUGGAAUUGUGAUAAAUGGCGAUGGGUACUGCCGUCAUCCUCAGUGUAACCUUACUUCUAGUAGCAACUGAUCUUUGCCUGUCUGCUCCAAAGAAAUAUGAAGCUACAGAGGGGUUUCUGCCCAGUCCCAGCAGCUACUUCCUCCAGUCGGGUGAUCAGAUCGCAAUGGAGUCCACUCCAGACAACCGCACAGCGAUACAGGAAAGAAGUCACGUGACGGCAGAGUCAAGCAACGCCAUAGACGAGAGGCAGCAGGAACCCAGGUUUGGGUUCCUGACCUAUGGGGCCACAGCAGUCCAGCAGAAUCCAGGUACGACAGGUCUGAGCAGUUUGAACGGCCAACUCAAGCUGGAUCUUGGCGGAGUCGUGCUUGGCGCCAUAAUUGGCUUUGGAGCUAUCUUUAUCCUCCCCAAGAUCCUUCACGUGUUUAAUACCGGGCAUGACGGUACCACAGGUUUUGGCAGUGGCGGCGGCGGCGUCGGCGGCGGCUUUGGAUACCGAAGUGAAGACGAGAAAAAUACGGGAAUCAUGGACGUUCUGUCUCGAAUAGACGAGACGCUUGCCCAUUAUAAUAUUGACUCGUCAUUGUGUAUGCAGAGAGCAGUUUGUACUUACGUGAAAUUGGCUUCAGAGAAGGUGACUGACGGAUCAGGAAACAAUUUGGAUGCGCUUGUAGAUUCUGUAGCAGGGUGAGUAACU
Molecule: messenger RNA, 808 nt
Organism: Zootermopsis nevadensis
Lineage: Eukaryota; Metazoa; Arthropoda; Insecta; Blattodea; Termopsidae
Source: RefSeq, a predicted model, not a curated record